UUUGUAUUUUCCUUUUUUUUAGGUUGCAGUUGUUUUGAUGGAUACCCAGGGGGCAUUUGACAGCCAGUCCACUGUGAAAGAUUGUGCUACCAUCUUUGCUCUAAGCACCAUGACUAGUUCUGUUCAGAUUUAUAAUUUGUCUCAGAACAUUCAGGAAGAUGAUCUUCAACAGCUACAGCUCUUCACAGAAUAUGGUCGUCUGGCAAUGGAUGAAAUUUUCCAAAAACCCUUCCAGACACUGAUGUUUUUGGUUCGAGACUGGAGUUUCCCUUAUGAAUACAGCUAUGGACUACAGGGAGGAAUGUCAUUUUUGGAUAAGCGUCUACAGGUAAGUAGAAAUAUAAUAUGGGAAUUACCUAAAAGCAGUGAUAGCUUUCUCAUUUGCCUUAGCUAUUGUAUUUCAAGCAGAUUACAGUUUGUUAAAUACUAUGCAUGUUAACACACACUAAUAUUACUCAUGUUUUGAAGAACCUGGGUAUACAGUGCACAGGGAUUGUGGAGAAGAACUCUGGGCAGAAGCCCCAGCUUUGAUUGUAAUUCCAUUUCACAUUGCACGUCAGGUUCCACAUGUGUCUUUAGAAUGUCACAUUCAGAACUUCAGUCUGUUUUUCUUGUUCAAAAUUCUUACGUGUGUUUUUUAAAAAAAUAUAU
Messenger RNA from Myotis lucifugus (little brown bat), 651 nucleotides. Its product is annotated as atlastin-3-like. The coding region runs from base 38 to 439 and encodes 133 amino acids. The transcript is spliced from 4 exons. The record is from RefSeq and is a predicted model, not a curated record. Gene Ontology annotation, biological process: protein homooligomerization; endoplasmic reticulum organization. Gene Ontology annotation, molecular function: GTP binding; GTPase activity. Lineage: Eukaryota; Metazoa; Chordata; Mammalia; Chiroptera; Vespertilionidae.